This is a messenger RNA of Melanotaenia boesemani (Boeseman's rainbowfish), 2840 nucleotides long. It is a transcript of the gene mmp9, whose product is annotated as matrix metallopeptidase 9. Gene Ontology annotation, biological process: extracellular matrix organization; collagen catabolic process; proteolysis. The transcript has 13 exons. Gene Ontology annotation, molecular function: metalloendopeptidase activity; zinc ion binding. The record is from RefSeq and is a predicted model, not a curated record. NCBI's taxonomy places the organism in Eukaryota, Metazoa, Chordata, Actinopteri, Atheriniformes, Melanotaeniidae. The coding region runs from base 168 to 2222 and encodes 684 amino acids. Gene Ontology annotation, cellular component: extracellular matrix.
CAAGAGACAGGCAAGCACCACCCAUCAAAACAAAGAAGACAACACCGAAGCAGAAGCAUCGCUGAUCUUCAGAGAAUAAUCUCUUUUUGUUUUGGUGUAACUGACAUUUUGUCAGCAGCAAGCUCUGUUUUUGUUUCAUUUUGCACUAGUCUGCAGUAGAUCUCAUCAUGAGAUGCUGUGUUUUAGUUGUGUGUUUACUUUUGGGGAUAAGCGUACAAGAUGGAUGGAGCCUUCCCCUCAAGUCAGUCUUUGUCACCUUCCCAGGAGAUGUCAUCAAAAACAUGACUGAUACAGAGCUGGCAGAAAGUUAUCUAAAGAAGUUUGGCUACAUAAACACCGAGAAGCGCAGUGGCUUCCAGUCUAUGGUGUCUACCUCCAAGGCACUGAAGAGGAUGCAGAGGCAGCUGGGGUUGGAGGAGACCGGUGAGCUGGAUAAGUCAACCCUGGAUGCCAUGAAACAGCCUCGCUGUGGAGUUCCUGAUGUGGCCAAUUAUAAAACUUUCGAUGGAGACCUCAAAUGGGACCAUCACGAUGUUACUUAUAGGAUCAUCAGCUAUUCUCCAGACAUGCAGAUCACUCUGAUCGAUGACGCCUUUGCCAGAGCCUUUAAGGUGUGGAGUGAUGUGACGCCUCUGACCUUUACCCGCCUCUUUCAAGGCGAAGCUGACAUCAUGAUAUCGUUUGGAAAAGCAGAUCAUGGAGAUCCAUACCCAUUUGAUGGUAAGGAUGGUCUUCUAGCUCAUGCCUAUCCUCCUGGUGAGGGUGUGCAGGGAGAUGCCCACUUUGAUGAUGAUGAGUUCUGGACUCUAGGAAAAGGACCAGUUAUAAAAACACUCUAUGGGAAUGCAGAGGGUGCCAUGUGUCACUUCCCCUUUACUUUCGAGGGCAAAUCUUACACCAGCUGUACCACUGAUGGCCGUACAGACGACCUGCCAUGGUGUGCAACCACAGCUGACUACAGCAGAGACAAGAAAUAUGGUUUCUGUCCAAGUGAACUGUUGUACACAUUUGGAGGAAAUGCAGAAGGCGCUAAGUGCGUCUUUCCUUUCACCUUUCUGGGGGAGGAGUAUGACAGCUGUACAACAGAGGGCCGUAAUGAUGGCUACCGCUGGUGUGCUACCACAGACAACUUUGACAAUGACAAGAAAUUUGGAUUCUGUCCCAGUCGUGACACUGCUGUAACUGGAGGAAAUUCUGAGGGAGAGCCCUGCCACUUCCCCUUUAUGUUCCUGGGAAAAGAAUAUAACUCAUGCACAAGUGAGGGAAGAGGAGAUGGCAAAUUGUGGUGUGCUACCACUGACAACUACGAUGAUGACAAGAAAUGGGGUUUCUGUCCCGACAAAGGUUAUAGUCUGUUCCUGGUGGCAGCUCAUGAGUUUGGACAUGCCCUGGGCUUGGACCACUCCAGCAUUAGAGAGGCUCUCAUGUACCCCAUGUACAGCUAUGUGGAAGAUUUUUCCCUGAAUCAAGAUGACAUUGAGGGCAUUCAGUAUCUUUAUGGAGGGAAAACAAACCCUGAACCCACACGUCCUCAGCCUGAGCUUCCUACCACCACUGCAAACCCCGAUGAGACAGACCCCACUGAUGAACCUGAACCCACCACAACCACAACACCUGUGGAUCCAAGCAAAGAUGCCUGCAAGAUUGCUGAAUUUGAUGCAAUCACUGUAAUUGAAAAAGACCUUCAUUUCUUCAAAGAUGGACAUUACUGGAAGGUGCCCAGCACGGGGGGUGCAGGGCCCAAGGGACCCUUUUCUGUUUCUGAGAGGUGGCCAGCUCUACCAGCUGUCAUUGACUCUGCCUUUGAGGACGUUCUGACCAAAAAAUUGUACUUCUUCUCAGGAACCAGAUUCUGGGUUUACACAGGGAAGAAUGUUCUGGGUCCACGCAGCAUUGAGAAGCUCGGUCUAUCCAAUAGCAUUCAGAAGGUGGAGGGGGCGCUGCAGAGGGGGAAGGAAAAAGUGCUGCUCUUCAGUGGGGAAAAUUUCUGGAGGUUAGAUGUGAAGGCACAGAAAAUUGACAAAGGCUACCCAAAAUAUACUGAUACGGUCUUUGGUGGCAUACCUAAUGAUGCCCAUGAAGUAUUCCAGUACAAAGGGAAUUUCUACUUCUGCAGAGAUCGUUUCUACUGGCGGAUGAAUUCCCGCAGGCAGGUGGACCGCGUUGGCUACGUGAAAUAUGACCUCCUCAAGUGCACUGAUGCUUCAAGCACUCGCUACUGAGAUGUUUGCACAAAUGAGCUGGAAAUUGUCUGUAAUGUUGUAGCAUCCACUUGCUCCUCUGCAGGUGCCCAGGAUGAUGUCAUGCAGUGUUUGUGUAUAGCGCCUGUUGUAUGAUGUUUGUGCUUUCUGGGGUGUGAAUAAUUAGCCCUCAUUGAUGUUGGCUAAUUAUAACACAUGUGGCAUUGGUCUAAAUAUAAAUCAAAGGCCCAGUGCAGAAAAGCAAAUUGCCAUGUUUAGCACUCUUCUGCCCUCAGUCUUUUAAUCUGUGAACUGAUGGUUAUAGUGGCCUGAAAUUUAAGACCCAUAACCAUAAUUUAAACUGCUAUCCUGAUUAAAUUGCAGAUUAGCAGCAUAACUUCUGUGUCUGACAGGUUCAGACUUUUGACAGUAUUAGAUUAUUUUGGUAUUUAUAGCCGUAUCUAACUUUAAUAUUAAUAUUUUUGUGUCUCAAGCUUUUUUGUUUUGUAUUGAUUAAAUGUGUUUUUCUGGAAAUGGCUUUCAAGCCAAAUACUUGCACUGGAAGACAACACGUCUCCUACAUUUAAAUUAUUUAUGAGGCUAAUAAUUUUGCAUAAAUGUUUUUACUUUCAAUGCAAUAAACAAUUGGUGAGAACAAUC